UUUGUGGUUACUUUCGGAAAAGCAAAGAAAGUAUUAGUGAUUUGUAUUAUUCAAUGGCCAAGGCUUAUCGAAAAGAGGAUUUUGACUACCUAAUGGCAAAAAUUGAAAAAGCUGAUUCGAGAGUGAAAAAAUAUCUACAAGAAGCUGGAUAUGAAAAGUGGAGUAGGUGUUAUUCACCGAUAAACAGAGGUCGGAUGAUGACUUCGAAUAUUGCUGAGUGUAUUAAUGGGUGUUUGGUGGAGGCCAGAAAAUUGCCAAUAAAUGGAUUCUUAGAAGAGGCGCGAAUUUUAUUUGGAUCUUGGAACUGUAAAAGCAGUGAGAUAGCUUCAUAUACAAGUACUACGUUGGGACGUAGAUUUGAUGAAAUCUUAACUCUUAAUGGUAAGAAAGCGUUGAGGAUGACGGUUAAGGCGUCUUCACCGUAUAUAUAUUCAGUUUAUAAAUCUGGACGAAGAUACAUUAUCGACCUUGAAAGUGAGUCAUGCAGUCGUUGGAGGUUCCAAAUAGACCAAAUACCUUGUGCUCACGCUAUUUCCAUAUUGAAAUCUAAACAUGUAAAGAAAUUUGGUCCAUAUUGUUCUGAAUACUGCAAACCAGCUACUUUGGUGAAGACUUAUGAAGUUUCAAUCAUUUCCAUGCCAGAUAGGACAGACUGGAAUGUUCCUAAUAGUGUAGCUGAGCAAGAAGUGUUGCCCCCGAUAUUUAAAAGGCUUCCAGGAAGGCCGAAGAAAGGGCGGAAGAAAAAAUCUAGCGAAACACUUUCAUCAAGCACAAAUCGUUGCGGACGUUGUGGACAUGAAGGACACAAUAGGCGUUCCUGCAAUUUUUUCCCAAAAGAGAAUUAA
Messenger RNA from Capsicum annuum, 845 nucleotides. RefSeq lists its product as uncharacterized. Bases 54 to 845 code for a protein of 263 amino acids. The transcript has 2 exons. The record is from RefSeq and is a predicted model, not a curated record. Lineage: Eukaryota; Viridiplantae; Streptophyta; Magnoliopsida; Solanales; Solanaceae. Gene Ontology annotation, molecular function: zinc ion binding; nucleic acid binding.